This is a messenger RNA of Phycodurus eques (leafy seadragon), 1739 nucleotides long. RefSeq names its product lecithin-cholesterol acyltransferase (gene lcat). Lineage: Eukaryota; Metazoa; Chordata; Actinopteri; Syngnathiformes; Syngnathidae. The coding region runs from base 136 to 1440 and encodes 434 amino acids. Gene Ontology annotation, molecular function: phosphatidylcholine-sterol O-acyltransferase activity. Gene Ontology annotation, biological process: lipid metabolic process. The record is from RefSeq and is a predicted model, not a curated record. The transcript has 8 exons.
CAUUGGUUCAUCCAGGCCAAUGUACUGUCAUUUGGACUCAUUCUACCAAGGGGACCGGUAGCCACGCGGUUGAACUCCUCCCGAGAGGAGACAGCGGCCAACACUGCAGCAGGCGGAAAGCACACUAAAAGAACGAUGGGCUCCUCAGGACGAGGCUGGCCUUUGCUGACACUUGCAUUUCUGCUGUGGCUUCAUCACACCUCAUGUUUCUGGAUCCUCAAUGUUGUCUUCCCUCCCAAUUCCAACGCUCAAAACCAUAGCGGCAUCACACCUCCGCUCAUCAUUGUUCCAGGAAACUUGGGGAACCGUCUGGAAGCUAAGAUAAACAAGCCACAGCUGGUCCACUGGAUGUGCUACAAGAAAACAGAUCACUGGUUCCCCUUGUGGAUUGACCUCAACAUGUUCAUGCCUAUUGGUGUGGACUGCUGGAUCGAUAACAUUAGACUUGUUUACAACAGGACAUCAAGACGGUCAUUCAACUCGCCAGGUGUGCAAGUGCGGGUGCCAGGGUUUGGACAAACCUAUCCCAUUGAGUUUCUUGACAAUAACAAAUUGGCCGGUUAUUUUUACACUAUGGUGCAGCAUUUAGUCAAUAUUGGCUACACCCGAAACGAGACUGUCCGAGGGGCACCGUAUGAUUGGAGGUUAACUCCUAAUGAGAAUGCAGAGUAUCUCAUAAAGUUGCAGGAGUUGGUUGAACAGAUGUACGAGCAGUACCAGGAGCCUGUUUACUUGCUGGGGCACAGCAUGGGCUGCCACUACGUCCUCUACUUCCUCAACCAUCAGCCUCAGGCCUGGAAGGACAAGUACAUUCGGGGCUUCAUUUCCCUGGCGGCUCCAUGGGGGGGCGCUGUUAAAGUACUGAGAGUCAUAGCAUCAGGGGAAAAUGACGGCAUCCCAAUGAUUUCCAACAUCAAGAUCCGGGAGGAGCAAAGGAAGGCGACAACAAAUCCCUGGAUGCUGCCAACAGAGAAGGCGUGGCCAAAGGAGCACAUCUUCUUAUCUACACCAAAGUUCAACUACACCAGACAGGACUACCAGCGCUUCUUCAAAGACAUAAAUUUUGAGGAUGGAUGGUACAUGUGGGAAGACACGAAGAACCUCACUGCUGAUCUGCACCCGCCCGGUGUUGAGGUGUGGUGUAUGUACGGCGUCGGGCUACCUACUCCAGUGACCAAUAUUUACGACGACGGGUAUCCCAACGCAGACCCUGUCGACUAUGUUUACGACGACGGGGAUGACACCGUGGGCAGCCGAAGCACGAGUCUCUGCAAAAACUGGUCGGGCCAGCAGGAGAAGCCUGUGCAUGUUACAGAAUACAGGGGGCUGCCACACCUUGAUAUUGUAUUCAAUGAAAAAGUGCUCAAUCAAAUACAGCAAAUAUUAGAGGGGAAAUCGGAGCUACCCAACGAAGUUGAUGUAAGGUCUGGGCAGAUAUAGCAAACAACAGCAUUUUGAAUUGGAUUAAAAAGCACAUGCAGCAAAUAAGUUGUGUAAGCCUGACCCCAAGUUUAUAAACAUGAUCCCUAUUUGUAAACUAUGUACUUUGAAGGAGAGAUUCUUUUUUUUUCAAGAUGAUAAUUUUGUAGUUCAUAAAGAUGUUGUGUUGCCUAGCUUUUUAGUGGUUAUGGUGGAUUUUUGAUUUGCUUGUAAUAAUAGAUUUUGUUGUAAAACUGACCGAAGGUAACAAGAGGCAUCCAAUGUUAUUGCCCUGCACCAAUACAUCCAUCCACAGUAAA